This is a messenger RNA of Eremomyces bilateralis CBS 781.70, 1422 nucleotides long. Its product is annotated as MFS general substrate transporter. Gene Ontology annotation, cellular component: membrane. The transcript has 7 exons. Gene Ontology annotation, molecular function: transmembrane transporter activity. NCBI's taxonomy places the organism in Eukaryota, Fungi, Ascomycota, Dothideomycetes, Eremomycetales, Eremomycetaceae. The coding region runs from base 1 to 1422 and encodes 473 amino acids. Gene Ontology annotation, biological process: transmembrane transport. The record is from RefSeq and is a predicted model, not a curated record.
AUGCUGGGCGACAAAGGGUCUGAAGAAGAGGUCGAGAUCAGUGAGGCUGAGAAACAGGCAACUCGAAGGGUCAUACGAAAAAUCGAUAUGAGGCUACUACCCGUCCUGGCUGUCAUCUAUGCUUUUGCAUUGAUCGACCGUAUCAACCUGCCAACUGCUCGCAUUGCUGGUAUGGACGAGGAUCUCGAACUUUCCGAGGGUGAUCGCUAUUCCAUUGUCACCAUGAUGUUCUUCAUCCCCUAUGUCAUCUUCCAGUUUCCAGCGAAUAUCAUCAUCCGCAAACUGGGCGCGGCUUCAUGGCUUUCGUCGCUUGUGAUCGCAUGGGGAGCUGUGACUAUCGCUAUGGGCUUCACUCAUCGAUGGACUGAACUGCUCGGAUGCCGUGUUAUUAUGGGAGUGCUCGAGGCUGGAUACUACCCCGGCUGCGUAUACCUCCUUUCCUGCUGGUAUGUCCGGUACGAGAUUCAGAAGCGCUUCAGUGCUUUCUACCUCCUUGCGCUUCUGGCCACGGGGUUUUCAAGCAUUCUAGCGUAUGGCCUCAUGCAAAUGAAGGGACUUGCUGGCUUGAAUGGGUGGCGUUGGAUCUUCAUCAUUGAGGGUAUCAUCACUGCGCUGCUUGGCUUCCUGGGCCUCGCCGCAAUUAUUGAUUUCCCCGACAAGGCUACUAAACCUGGCCUUAUCAUCAAGAAACCUUUCCUCACGAUUGAAGAGGCACGCCUCGUUGUUAACCGCAUCAAUCGCGACCGUGGCGAUGCGGUCGUUGACAAGUUAACAAAACAGGUGGUACUCGGACAUUUGAAAGACUGGAAGCUUUGGGAGUUUGCUUGGCUGUACUUCCUCAAUAACGUCGUGACCUACUCCUUUGGUUAUUUUCUCCCGAUCAUCCUGAAAAACGGCAUGGGUUACUCGACCGCCAUGAGCCAGAUCCUCGCCUUCCCUCCUUGCGUGGUGGCCACGAUCUGGAUGUUCACGACGGCAUACCUAGCCGACAAAUACCGGAAGCGCGGCAUUGUCAUUAUUUUCAACGCUGUCAUGGCAAUUCUUGGGGUCAGCAUGAUGGCGUUUCUUGACCGACCUCGAGACCGCUACGCUGGCAUCUUUCUGGGCAUCUCCGCAGCCAACUCCAACGUCCCAUCGCUUCUAACCUACAUGCAUAAUAACAUCGUCGGCCAGACCAAGCGAGCUAUUGGCUCUGCUUUGCUCAUCGGUGGGGGAGCCGUAGGGGGCAUUGCUGCAUCGAAUAUUUUCCGUCAGCAGGACGCCCCUGAAUACACCCCAGCAAUGAUCGUGGUUAUCGUCACACAAGCUGUGACAGUCGUUCAUGUUCUAAAGAACUUCUGGGUCUACUCUAGGUCAAAUGCGAAAGCUGAACGUGGGGAGAUCUUAAUUGAAGGGCAAGAGGGAUUCCGCUAUACUUUGUAG